AUGCAAAAUUGCACAAUUUUAGUACACAAGAACAAAGGAAGUACCCCACUUCUAUUGGUGGUGUGUGUGUGUAAAGUAUGAUAAUUAAGAAAGAGAAUCUGUAUAUAGAUAAUCGUGCUCAGUAGUAAGUUCCUUAUAAUUGUAUUUAUAUUAUACAAUGUAAUACAUAGUUGAAAAAAAACAGAUAAUACAAGUUUGUUUUAUCUGUUAACCCUAUCAAGAGUUGGGGAUGGCAUCUUAGAUUUUUUUGCGGAGAGGGAAGAGGCAUGCACAUGAACCCUAGCAGGAGAUGCCUUCGGCACGCCUUACUCAUCCCCCUUCAUAUCAGACCCCUCCCCUUUCCUAAAAGCUGGAUCCGCCCCUGAUUUUAUCAACAAUCGGAACUUCAGGGCCCAAUUUCUUGGCUCUGCUUUGUACCGUUACCGAAAAAUCCCUGCUCACUACAGCAGAAAAUUCCGUGCUUACAGUAAGCGUAUUUCAUGCGUUAGCAAGGAAUUUUUACUUCUGCGCAUGCAUACAUCCCGUAACUAAGGGGACACCGGGCUUACGGGUUAGCACAUAAUUUUUUCUUCUAGCUCGAUUAGCUCAAAAUGUGUGGUCGUAAGCGCGGAAUUCUGUGGUUAGCAGAGCCAUGGAAUUACCGCUAAAAGGCUCUUAACAAAAAUCUUUUACGGUAUAAAAUAUUUUUGUUCAACCAAAUUCUCCGCAAAUGAAGUACUGAUGGUAAAACGAUAUGUAUCGGUUUUCUUAAAUUAAGUAAGAACAGGCAACAUUUGAUUUGAUUCCAAGAAUGUAUAGCAGUUCGACACUUGACUUGUUUUCAAACCUCAAGCGAAUGUUCGAGUGGUUUUGAAAAAAAUGAAGACAUGUUAUGGAACUAUUAAAAUGAAUAUGACACUGUACUUGUAUUUAUUUAUCAAGUUCGAAGAAGUUUUAAACAUUUAUAGUUUUGGGUCUCUAUGGUAAAACUGGUAGUGCGCCACCGCGGUACAUGCACCACCCCCACGUAAUGGGAAUAAAUCACGAAUCAACUUGGCCAAAACUUGACGCGUGCAAGAAUCUUCAAUGAUCAAAGAUUUUAGAGGAGAAUGAAGAUUUUGUUUAAUAACUCGUUUCAUCAAAAGUCACCAAUUUAACUCGGAGUUUCAAAGGCCGUGCUUUGGGACCUCCCACUUUUUAUGGGACAAGCUCCUCCCUCCUUAAUCCGGUACCGAGUAAGGCAGUGCCUGUUGAUGUGAAGCAACGGAUGUGACUCACACGGUAUAAUAUCCCGGGAAAUGUUGAUACUAUUGAAGUACUUGGAAUAAACAUAGGUAUGGUUCCACGAAAAGAAAAUGGUCAUAACCAUAUAUCCUAUUUGCACUUGUACGCGAUCGUACACAAUUGUGGGACGUGGGUGUUUUAUUCUGCAUCGGAUGGUUUGGAGUCAAGAUAAACAUACUUCUAUUAGAGGUGCACAGAAGCAGGAUGAAAGCCAGGAGGAUUUCCCUGCAUCCAUGAACGGAAAUGCUUUGCAGGGGGAAAGCAAUGAGGACAAUGAAUUGGUCAUGGGUGGCGAGGCUGAUGGCGAUGAUGAGGCUAAUGAGGAAGACGGGGAUGAUGGGGAUGACGAUGAUGAUGAUGAGGAAGACGACGACGAUGGGGAUGAUGAUGAUGAUGAUGAUGGGAGUAUAUCAAUUGAGGUAGACGGUGGCGGAGAUAACGAACAAAGACCAGGUGGAACGAUUACGGUACGGCCAACCAAACCGGGCAAAACUGCUAUUUCCCCAGGUGGCGAGGACGAUGGAGACGAAGGCGACAGCGGUGAAGGCACCGGGGGUCCCCCAUGUCUACCCAAGCCCCCGCAAAAUGGCUGUCUAAAUCGGCACACUGACAAUUGUUUCCUGAAUGGCCGCUUGAUCGACGUCCCGCAAAUCCCGCCAGUGACCGAGGAGAUUCCUUUCAUAACGGCCACCACACUGUCCGUGGGUGAGCAGAUCACCCUUGCUCUUGGGGUCUUUGGGAUCAUUGCCAUUACGGGCGGUGUUGGACUGUGGGCCUACAGGUCAUUGGCGAGUACUCAGCGAGCUGCCCAUGUCGCUCAUAGGAGAGGAGGGGACGGGCUCGCCAUGGCAGCAGGGGAAGGCACAGAGGAUUUACUCAGGGCAGAGACACCGGCUAGUUCCAUGACAACAGUCGAAACUACAAUUUAAUGAAAUGUUUUUGAUGUAACUGACAUUAAAAUACGUGGACGGUUUUAUCGCGCGUGUGUGCUCUCCGCCCGCCUUUAUGGGUCCGAAACCUGAACACUACGCAAGAAAGAGCAAGAACGAUUUCAAGCUCAGUUCCACAUGCAGUGUCGUCGUCGCAUACUUGGAAUCCGAUGGGUUCGGACUUCAUUUCCAACGCAAUCAUCCAGCAGCUUACUGGGCUUGGUAGCAUUCUGUCUGAGAUCUCAGGGAGGCGACACACCCUUUUUGGUCAUGUUCGGCGCCUCCAAGCUCCUGCCCCUGCUUGUCUUGCCCUGGAUGCUGAUGUCCAGUUCCACCUUGGCAACGGCCUGCCACCUGGACCAGGCCUCGUGGUCAUCCCGGCUUACUUAGCUUAAGAAGGUUGCGGAUGCUGUGCAGCUGUCUCUUGCCCAUGACCGCGGAAGUUGGAGGUCACUAUAUACGAACCACCAGUGGCGCACCCAAGGUGCGGCCAAACAUUUUGCGCAAACUUUUUGAUGAAUUUUAACUUUUAAACAAUUUGAAAAAAAAUAACAAAUUGUGACCCCCCUCCCAAAGCCAAGUCUUGGGUGCGCCACUGCGACCCACUGAUGGUCAAGUGCAGCAGUAGUAGUACCCUGUGCUGCACAAGUGUACUACCUCAAUGGUGAAAACUAAGUUCCCUGACCUGAAGGUCUCCAUGCUGUAUAUUAACAAAUCAGUCAUACGUCAAGUAGCCGUGUCAUUUAGAAAUAGGACAUGACGCAGCAAUGUCAGAAAAGCUUUUCCAUUGUUCAAGUGGAUGAUUGAGGUAUUAUAAGAUGGAAUUUUGCGUCG
Molecule: messenger RNA, 3026 nt
Organism: Patiria miniata (bat star)
Lineage: Eukaryota; Metazoa; Echinodermata; Asteroidea; Valvatida; Asterinidae
Product: general transcription factor IIF subunit 1-like
Exons: 2
Coding region: 1335-2192 (285 amino acids)
Source: RefSeq, a predicted model, not a curated record